GAAGUUUUCAAAUUAUGUCUAAGAGAUGAAUGGUUUCAUGAAUCAUCAUUCUGAGUCAAAUUCCUGAGCUUUGCACCCACCACAUAUCUCUUUUUAGGUUUUUCUUGAGGGGUUUUUUUGAGAGUUUUUAAAGUAUGUCUAGAGAAGGUUGGUUUAAUGAAUCAUCAUCUUCUUCUUCCUUGAAUCAAAUUCCUGAUCUUUCUUUACAAAUAAGACCUCCAAAUAGUGCUCCUUCUUCAAUUUGUGCUGCCGCAAAUGAAGCAGAAGAAGAAGAUUCGACCUUUGAUAUUUGGCGAAAUGACCUAAAAUCUCACAGUGAUACCUCCAUUAAAGCUCGUGAACAAGCUGCAGCAGCAGACACUGAGCUCUCUCUCGCCAAUCCGACCCCCUUCGACCUCGAGGCCGAGAGCCCCUGGAGAAGAAGAAGAAGCAUACUUGGAGCGGGAACCGAUAACAAUACUGUUCGUCAUCCUGCCCAAAUGAAUCAUCUCAAUCGUGGAAUUUCUCUCCUUGAUGUUUCGGGACUCAAACCCAUAAAAGGGAUUCCAGUUUACAACUUGCCAUAUUUUGAAGCUCAAAGAUCAGUGGAUCCUAAUAAAUUUCGAUUCUAUCAAAUCCCAUAUUCUUCAUCUUCAUCUUCACCUUCUAUCCUCGGCUCAAGAGAUAACAACAACAAUAAUAAUAUGAGCUCGUCUUUCGGAGGUUAUAGAUCAAUUCUAGGAGCUGCUGCACCGAGGUUUAACAAUGGGAUAUCAUCUAUGGAGCCGGAGUUUCAAUAUGGAGUUGGUUCUUCGGAGUUAUGGAAUUGCAAGAUUAGAUCAAGAUUCAUCCCAAAUAAGCUUAACCAAAACAAAAGGAACACGAGGGCUCCAAGAAUGCGUUGGACUAGCUCUCUUCAUGCUCGUUUUGUUCACGCAGUAGAGCUCCUCGGCGGCCAUGAAAGGGCAACUCCAAAGUCAGUUCUUGAGUUCAUGGAUGUCAAAGAUCUAACUCUAGCUCAUGUCAAAAGCCAUUUACAGAUGUAUAGAACUGUUAAAAGCACUAACAAACCUGGAGCUUCUUCAGGCAAUGAAGAUUUCUUGUCAGUAGCAGCUUCUCUUCAUCAAAAUGAUAACUGUUUAUUCAAUGAGAGUGGAGUUUCAAAUGUGUCACCGGAAUAUGACAAUGGUGACCCUUCUAAUCUAAGGAAUGAAUCAUCUAGUGGAGGAGGGGAUUGGCUACAAAACAGUUCAAGUAAUCUGGAUGAGCAUAGAUCAGAAACAAGAAUAUCUGAAGAACAAUCACCUGGAUUUCGAUCUCAGGGAAGCACUUUUGCUCAACCCAGAAGCACUUUUGCUCAACCCAGUUUAGUUGUUCAUGAGCAGAAUCCAAGCUUAGAGUUCUCCUUAGGAAGAUCCAACCGCUGCAGCAAAGAACAUGACUGAACUAAGUAAAUUAAUUAUCAUAUCUUAUAUAUAAUUAUAUAACUAUAUUAUAGAUUGAUGCCAAUUUCUUGAUAAAAGAAAUAAAUACCAAGAAAAAAAAAAAAAAAAAGAAGAAUAGGGUAUUGUAUACAAUUAACUUUGCUAGUCAUUUUCUGAAAAGUUGCAUGCAUGUGUGUGUUUGAUUAAUUUAUUAUGUUUUUGUUUAUUUUUUUUUUUAUUCUUUUGAACUAAUUUUCAAUUAGUGGGGUCAGUUGGGUCAUUAUCCAUAAUGUGAAAGGGCGACAUUAAAGGAUAAAAAAAUUUAUUAGUUUACUUUGUGAUAAGCUGUAAAGCAAUGGAGGUGA
This is a messenger RNA of Pistacia vera, 1768 nucleotides long. Its product is annotated as transcription repressor KAN1-like. Gene Ontology annotation, molecular function: transcription cis-regulatory region binding. Lineage: Eukaryota; Viridiplantae; Streptophyta; Magnoliopsida; Sapindales; Anacardiaceae. The transcript has 6 exons. Gene Ontology annotation, biological process: regulation of DNA-templated transcription; abaxial cell fate specification. Gene Ontology annotation, cellular component: nucleus. The record is from RefSeq and is a predicted model, not a curated record. Bases 135 to 1424 code for a protein of 429 amino acids.